AGCAAUGUGAUUUCAGUCUGUUCAUCGAUCCUUUUUGUAAUAAAUAUAUUUGGCGAAUUUUCUCGAACGAAGCAAAGAAAAACACUUGAAAUUUAUUAUAUUAAUUUAAAAAAAAUUCGAAAGAAAUUAUAUAAUCACAAAUUCUAACAUUUCAUGUCAUUCAUUCACUUUCGCUAUUUUUCUUCAUUGUAAUUUCAUUGUGACUUUUUUCAUAGCGAUCAAUUUUUUUUAUUAUUAUUUCAAUCAAACAUAAUGAGUAGUAAAGAAAAUUCCGUGUCAUCACUUGGUUUGGGAGAUUCAACCGAAUCGGAUUCUCUUCAAAGUGAAUUUGAUAUUUCACCACAAAAAGAUGGAAAGCUUAUGAAGACUAUCAUUACCAAAGGAAAUGGUUGGGAAAAACCCGGUAAUGGUGAUAAAGUUUCGGUUCAUUAUGUGGGCAAAUUAUUGGAUGGCACACAAUUCGAUAGUUCACGUGAUCGCAAUGAAAAAUUUGUAUUCACAUUGGGAGCCAAAGAAGUGAUCGAAGGAUGGGAUAUUGCCGUUAAAACGAUGAAACGGGGUGAAGUUGCAUCGUUUAAAAUUGAUCCAUCAUUGGCAUAUGGUGAACGUGGUUCACCACCUACCAUACCGCCAAAUUCUACGUUGAUCUUUGAAAUUGAAUUGUUUGAUUGGAAAUUGGAAGAUAUAACAAAAAAAGCUGAUGGUGGUAUUUUGCGACGUAUCAUUAAAGAUGGUAGCGAAUGGUCUACACCAAAUGAAGGAUCUACUUGUAACAUUGAAUACAUUGGCAAAUAUGAAGAUCGUGUAUUUGAAUCACGUCAGGUGACAUUCUAUCUGGGUGAAGGUUCUGAAGAGAAUCUUGUACCAGCAAUUGAAAUUGCUGUGAGAAAAAUGAAAAAAGAUGAACGUUGCGAGAUAAUUGUCAAGCCAAAAUAUGUAUGGGGUGAUGGCCAAGGCAAUCAAGAAUAUGGCAUUCCAAAUGAUUAUCAACAAUUAAAAUAUGAAAUAUAUCUGAAAAAUUUUGAAAAUCUCAAAGAAAUUGAAGAUAUGGAAAAUAAUGAACGCAUAGAACAGGCAUUGUUGGUCAAAACGAAAGGAACAAAAUAUUUCAAAGAAUCUAAAUACAAAUUGGCCAUCAAACAAUAUAAACGUGUCAUACAAUUGAUUGGUACUGAAACAGAUAAUUUUGAACCAGAACUAAAGGAAAAAGCACGUGACAUUUUAUUGGCAGGUAAUUUAAAUCUAGCCAUGUGUUAUUUGAAAGUGGAAAAUUUCUUGGAAACACAAAAAAAUUGUGACCGUGCACUAGAAAUUGAUCCAGAAAAUGAAAAAGGUCUAUUCCGUCGUGGACAAGCAUUUUAUGGUCAGAAAGAAUAUGAAUUGGCUAAAAAAGAUUUUGGAAAAUUAUUGGAAAUUGAUCCGAAAAAUUCGGCAGCAAAAAGUCAAAUGAUUAAUUGUAUUAAUCGUAUUAAAGAACAUAUGGAAAAAGAGAAGAUGAAAUACAAGAAUAUGUUUGAAAUAUUUGCCAAAAGAGAUAGCGAGAAAGAGGCAAAGAAAAAAGCCGCACAAGCUACUACUAUUACUACUGCAGCAGAUGAUUCGAAAAUUUUCAACAUUGAUGGUGACAAUGAAACCAAGGCUAAGGAUUCGGAAUCCCCACAACAGCAGCAGCAGCAACAACCGGAACAACAACAACAAGCUGCAAAUGCUUGAUGAACUGAAAACAAACGCAAAUACACACCAAAAUUUGUAUGGAGAUCUUAAAUUUAUUUUUUCGUCUUACACACACACACACACCACAACCACCACUUACAUCCAAAAAAAAAAAG
This is a messenger RNA of Dermatophagoides farinae (American house dust mite), 1829 nucleotides long. Its product is annotated as peptidyl-prolyl cis-trans isomerase FKBP4. Gene Ontology annotation, molecular function: protein binding; peptidyl-prolyl cis-trans isomerase activity. The record is from RefSeq and is a predicted model, not a curated record. NCBI's taxonomy places the organism in Eukaryota, Metazoa, Arthropoda, Arachnida, Sarcoptiformes, Pyroglyphidae.